This is a messenger RNA of Kuraishia capsulata CBS 1993, 2178 nucleotides long. RefSeq lists its product as uncharacterized. Bases 1 to 2178 code for a protein of 725 amino acids. The record is from RefSeq and is a predicted model, not a curated record. The transcript has a single exon. Gene Ontology annotation, cellular component: cytoplasm; nucleus. Gene Ontology annotation, molecular function: tRNA (cytidine-N5)-methyltransferase activity; tRNA binding. Gene Ontology annotation, biological process: tRNA methylation. Lineage: Eukaryota; Fungi; Ascomycota; Pichiomycetes; Pichiales; Pichiaceae.
AUGAUAAGAAGACUCGUUUCAACGAUGGGAAGAUUCAACAAAAGGGGCGCAAAGAACAAGUUUGGCAACAGACCAAACAGCGGAUAUAGAGAUGACUGGAAACCGAUUGUUCGCGAGAACGAGAAGUUUGAGUCGUACUACAAGAACCAGGGCUUGAUUCCAGAAGAGGAAUGGGAGGACUUCAAAGCCACUUGCCAGAAGAACCUUCCUCUGACUUUCAGGAUCACCGGCUCCAAAAAACAUGCCGAGGAGAUUAAGUCUUUGUUCGUGAACGAGCACCUGCCUCUUUUGAGCUCAAUCAAGGUGGAAGGUAUGGAGUUUGAGGCUCCAAAGCCUUUCCCAUGGUACCCAAACGAGUUGGGUUUCCAGAUCGAUUUGCCCAAAGCUGUUGUCAGAAAAUACUCAGCUUUUGCAAAGACUCAGAGAUUUUUGGUUGUUGAGACCGAAGUGGGCAACAUUUCCAGACAAGAGGCCGUUUCGAUGAUUCCUCCUUUGGUGCUGGAUGUCGAACCUCACCAUGCGGUCUUGGAUCUUUGUGCCGCUCCUGGUUCCAAGACCAUUCAGCUAGUUGAGGCCCUUCAAUCUCAAGAUGACAUUCAACAACCUACCGGAUUUGUCAUGGCCAACGAUGCCGAUUACAAAAGGUCUCACAUGUUGGUCCACCAGGUCAAGAGAUUGAACUCUCCUAACUUCAUAGUGGUCAACCACGAUGCUCAGUUUUUUCCCAAAUUGAAGCUUUCGCCCGAUGCGAAGGAAUUUGUCAAGUUCGAUCGUAUCCUCUGUGAUGUCCCAUGUACCGGUGACGGUACCAUGAGAAAGAACAUCGAUGUCUGGGAUAAAUGGGGAACCGGUAAUGCCCUUGGUCUGCACCAGGUUCAACUGAAUAUUUUGAACCGUGGUCUUCAACUUCUGAAAAAGGGUGGUAGAUUGGUGUAUUCCACCUGUUCCAUGAACCCAAUCGAAAACGAGGCCAUUGUCGCUGCUGCCUUGAGAAAAUGGGGUGAUCAAAUCAGAACCGUCAACUGUGAUGAUAGACUUCCCGGUUUGGUGAGACGCCCCGGUGUCAGCCAGUGGACAGUCCUAGGAAAAGACAUGCAACCACGAGAGGUUGGUGCAGAGGAUGUUGCUGAAACCUGUUUCCCUCCAUCUGAAGAGGAGGCGGCCAAGUUUAAUCUGAGCAACUGUAUGAGGAUCUACCCUCAUUUGCAGAAUACUGGUGGAUUCUUCGUGACUGUAUUUGAGAAGCCUGCCGAGGCUGAAGAUUCAAAGAAGAGAGGUGCUGAAGAUGUGGAUGAUGAUGAAGAGGUUUCCAAGAAGCAAAAGACCACUGCUCCGCUCGCUCCUGAGACUUAUGUUGAGGAUAUUCCAAUGGAAACUGUUGAGAAAUCCACUCCAGUGGUUGAAGAGUCCAAGAAGAAGAAGGAGAAAUUGCCCCGAGAUGCCAAUGAAGAGCCCUUCGUCUUUCUACCACCAAGUCACAAGGAGCUCGUGAAAUGUUGGGACUUCUACGGAAUAGCUGACGAAUUUCCAAAGGAUUGUACUCUGGUGCGUAACGCAACUGGAGAGCCUCUCAGGACCAUCUACUUUGUCGCUCCAAUCAUCAAGAACAUCCUGGUCAACAACGAGUCGAAGCUCAAGGUUGUUUACUCUGGAACCAAGCUCUUUGUUUCACAAAAAACUGAUCACAACCAGGACGCGUGUCCUUGGAGAAUCCAGAACGAGAGUUUGAGCGUGAUCAAGAAGCACCUUUCUUCGAAGAGACAGUUUAGCUGUAACCAGGAGAUUUUCUUGGUAUUUUUGCAGGAAACUUUCCCCAACUUUAGCAUUCUUAAACAGAAGGACUUGGACAGCGAGUUCUUGGACAAAAUCAAGGACGUUAGCGAGGGCUGCUGCUUCAUCAAUGUCAUCAGAAACGAGAAUGACGAGAGUCUUUUCCUGCCAUUAUGGAGAGGAAAGAACAACUUGAACCUCAUGGUUUCCAAACAGGAGACAUUUGAGUAUCUGUACAGAAUCUACGGUAUUGAGACCACCAAAAAGGAUGCUGCCAAAGACAAGCCCAAGGUGACCGCUCCAUUGGCACAGUCUACGUUUGGGGAAGGUGAGGCUACCGUCGAGGAGACUGAAACCACUGAAACCACCGAGACACCAGCUGGAGAAAGUUCUGAGGCGACCAAUUAA